Molecule: messenger RNA, 1490 nt
Organism: Raphanus sativus (radish)
Lineage: Eukaryota; Viridiplantae; Streptophyta; Magnoliopsida; Brassicales; Brassicaceae
Exons: 4
Coding region: 547-1101 (184 amino acids)
Source: RefSeq, a predicted model, not a curated record
GUUGUUGUUGUGAGUAGUCCAUUACUAUAGUUCUUGAUUUCUUGUGAAAGAUUUUGAACUUAUACUGUGUCAGACAAAUAUGAAAGAAUAUAAAAAUGUUUUGCUCUUAUGUUAAAAAAAUAAAAAGUAUGCUUUUGAAAACUUUAAUCUUGGUUUGGGAAUGAUUACCACAGACAGAGUAACUCUGGAACUAAAGGUAAAAAGAUAAUAUUGUUGAUUGUGGGCUAUCUCAAGCCUCGAAAUUCACAUAGCAAUACGAAGUGUUUUGCUGCUAAGUCAAGAACCAGGGACAAAUGAAUGUGAAAGAGCAAGAGGAAACAAAUUUGCUAAGGAAAUUAUAUGAUUCUUGCUGGGCGGGCGAUCUUUUUGGAGCCAUCUGUGAGGGAAGAGUUAGUAACAACUUUUGCAGCAGGGAACUAUGAACAGAUUUAUGUAGGAGCUGGUAUGUUAGAUGUUAUGCGCUAAGUAAUGCUGACACUGAAAGUGCGUUGUUGUAUGUGAUUUUUAUUCAUUUUGGUGUGAAAUUGGAGUAGCUGUAUUAACCGUAUGGAGCCUUCUUUUCCGUCCUAUUUUUUCCAUAAACUUUAUUUCAGGGAGCAAGUAGAAUCGAUUCUGGUCAACAUGAAAGAGAAGUCAGAUCUAGAGAGAGAUUUCUUCUGGUCAGACAUGCUUGUGUGUCGAAGAUGGACAUUGAUGAUACUAGUGGAUAGGAAAAAUGAUAGUCAGAAUGUAUCCAAACUUCACAUGAAGCAUGCAAGGAAGUUUGUAGCUAAUGUAUGUCCUGUGUACUCUGUGGUUUUUCAUUGUUCACGGUUAAUAUUUAUUCAAUGCUGGAUUGUUUUUGCUGCCUCUACUUCAACAACAGGUAAAGACCAGAAACAAAGAUUCAUCAUGUUGAGGCUGAACAGAAAUUUCUGGUCAUGUCGAGUUGAUUUCCAGUAUAGCAAAGAUCUUGAAACGGUGUAUUGCUCUCACCAAGAACCAGAAUUUACUCAGCCUGUUCAAGCUAUACCUUUUCAUAUGCUGACUAAGUACUGUGCUUUCAAGCAAAAAAAAGUAGAUUAUAAGAUGGAUGGAGAUUUUGAAUUCAUUCUCUUAUAAGGAUCUCAUCUUUACCGAUCUUUUAACGAGUUCUGAAGAUCUAUGCUUCAAAGCUAUUUCCUAGGCACCCAAAAGGAGGCACCUGUAUCGUUUCCGCAGCCACAGGCAUGGACAAACAGAUAAAGUUUCUUAUCUGCCUGCUUCCUGUUUCCCAUGUUCUCGGACAAACAUGUCGGGUAUAGUCACAAAACAGUAGCUUGUUUCACCUUCAAUGCCUUGAGCGUCUACGUGAUACAUGAACUUAACCGUGAUGUUGACUAAUCAGACAACAAUUUGGCACUCCAGAAGGAUUAUUUGUGUGUGUGUGUGUGUUUUCUUUGCAGUCCGGUGACUUUGAAGAAGAAGUCUCAACAAGUAUUUGCAAGCAUCUUGUUGACCAUGUAGACCAG